CUGCUAGCUUGGUCUAGCUCUCUCUCUGGUCUCUCCGUGCCUCCGACUUCUCCAAAAAAAGAAUGGCAGUCGGUUAGGCAAACUAGCAUUGCUCUGCGUAUCUUAGUAGUUACCUCUUACAUAUAUUUCCCAGCAUCCGAAGAGAAGCUGACUCCAGACGAUGCAGCUGACCUAGUGAGUGAACUUCUGCCGACAUGGAUCAGCUCCCGUCAACUCGGUCUCAAACUGGGACUUUCCAAACCAGUGGUGGAGCACAUCCACCGCACCUUUUCCGAGCCGCAAGAUCGCCUGUUUCUAGUUCUGAUCGAGUCCACGCGGAGCGCUUCAGGGUCCAGGCCCACUUGGAAGGCUUUCGGAGAAGCUCUGAGGAGUCCUGAAGUAGAUGUGCCUGACCUAGCAGAUGAAAUAGAAUCAGCUUUUACCACAGAGAAAUUGCCCAGCUCUCAUACUCUUGAUGAAGAAGUCAAAUCAAAGCCAAAACUUGUUGAUUCAUUGAAAGGCAGGGUGAAAAGUCUUCGCACGAGAUUCCAAUCCAUCAGAAAGUCAACCAUACAGUGUCUGGAGAAAUGUCAGGUUGCGGUGGUUACGGUUGUGACUUUGGUCAACACUAUCCUUGGGUUUAACGUCAGGGACAGGCAGUCCACCGUAGAUACACAAAAGAUCUCCAUGAAUGCAAGGAUAAUUGGGACGUCUUUGGAUACCUGAACUUGUACUGGAACUAUCUCUCUUUCAAUCUCCUGAGGAAAUUGCUCGAUGAACACACUCUUAAAGGCGGCUUGCAUGCUCAUAAAACUGAAAUGUUGCUCUAUAUGCAGGAUGUAGAAAGUUUUAGGCGGGACACUAGUCUACUGUUGUACUGCAAAGCUGUUCUUCACACUGAUUUCACCCCUCCGGGAUUUCAGAAAAUGGUGACGGAACAUAAAUUUGCUGAAACUGCUACACUGCAGAGUUUGGAGGAUUUUCGUAAGCAUUUCUUGGACACAUUUGGUCUGCCAGAUUGCGUGAUGAUGCUUGAUGGACUAAAGAUGGGAUCGGUUAGAGUUAUCUGGUUCGCUCACCUACAAGCAACCGUCAUUCAGCAGCUGAAGGGAAGC
Geodia barretti is the source of this 1094-nucleotide messenger RNA. The record is from the annotation of a GenBank genome assembly. Lineage: Eukaryota; Metazoa; Porifera; Demospongiae; Tetractinellida; Geodiidae.